AUGAGGAAGAGACAAAAGAAGUUGAAAGGUCAAAAAGACAAGAGGAUAGGCUCGAUCACGUGCGGCGGGCCAACACGGCGGUCCUACCACCGUCGCCGUCGUGACCGGAACCAUCGUCCUCUUCUCUUGUCACUUUCUCACCUCUGGGUCCAAAUUUUAUUUGUUGAUGUUCACAUCAUGGAGUUUCCGAUUUAAUGGUUUAUUUUACAUUACCCAAUUGAACUAAACAUUCCCACGUAACAUUUGUGAACUAUAUCUUAUUUCCAUUUUUAGUCUUGUUUCAAGAACUCAAUAGC
Messenger RNA from Arabidopsis thaliana (thale cress), 296 nucleotides. RefSeq lists its product as uncharacterized. NCBI's taxonomy places the organism in Eukaryota, Viridiplantae, Streptophyta, Magnoliopsida, Brassicales, Brassicaceae. The coding region runs from base 1 to 195 and encodes 64 amino acids. The record is from RefSeq and is marked reviewed. The transcript has a single exon.